Sitophilus oryzae (rice weevil) is the source of this 13010-nucleotide messenger RNA. RefSeq names its product titin homolog. The transcript has 16 exons. Lineage: Eukaryota; Metazoa; Arthropoda; Insecta; Coleoptera; Curculionidae. The coding region runs from base 79 to 12900 and encodes 4273 amino acids. The record is from RefSeq and is a predicted model, not a curated record.
CACUAACAAUCAAACUACAUCUGUCAGAUUUUUCGUCAAAAUUUUGUGUUCCCCUUUCAUGUGACAAAAUUCGCUGUGAUGAACUCAUUAAUCAGAAAUGUUAAAUCCCUUAAUAUUCCUGGCAUCAAGUACAUUUCCAAUAAAGUCACUCCAUCCCUUUCAUCAAUAGAACAUGCCAGCACCAGCGUACCUUCACGUGAUUCUUCUUCGCAUUUCCAACGCUCAAAAUCUCUACCUCCCAUCUUGCACACCUUUAAGUCAAUUGAUGUACCUUACAAACUGAAAAAUCCACAAGAUAUCUCACCGUUUAGAGCUAGAAUUAGCCCUGGGUUAACGCGACCCACAUUCAAAGUCUUUUCGAAAAGAUUCUUCAGUUGGAAGGCUGGAAAAAGCAAAGUAAAAAGUAAAAAUACCGAGAACAGAAUCGAUAGGAAAAGAGGCAGAGGUAUAAUUAGAGACACGUCGUAUAAUACACCCUGUAUUAAACCGAAAGAUGAUAAAAAGAACUCCAAGACCAUGUUGUUGGACGAUAUGUUAGAGAAAGAUAAAACCCAAGCGGAUAACAGCAGAACAAUACAUCUUUUAAGGUCAAUCAGCGGACCUAGCACAUCAGUCCAAGAAAAACUAAAGCCUCUACAUAGAGAAAUGAAAUCCCAGGCCAAUACUAUCAAAGAUAUAUUGAAUUUAAACGAGGAAAUAAAGGCUAAGCAAGUGAAAGAUAACAUCACGAUAACUCACUGUAAAAACAAGGUUACUUUUCACUAUUUGGCUCCGAGAAGCGACUGUAAGCAGUGCGAAUCGAAAAACAGUAAAAGAGUUUUUGAUUUUUACGAGAGAAAUGUACCAAAACUCGGGAAGUAUUCGAAUCAAAAUAAAACCAGAUUUUUUUCGUCGUACUGUAAACCACCUGAAACUCCCAAUCCAGAGGAGACUCAACCAGUUAAAAAAGAAACCAUUAUUGUAAAAGAUCAGAACAUAAUGGCGAAUAAAUUUGAUCAAAACAAGUCGAUAUCGUUGUUUAAUUUGAUCAAGUACCGAACGAGCCUUUCCAACGAGUUCUUCGCAACCAACAGAUACAAAUUCGAGGCGAAACAAAGACCGGACAUCUACCAGUUCCAGGAAGACAAAGAAAAGGAAAUGUACGACCCGUACCCCUUGGAAAUGUUUAACGAAGAUGCAGUAAACUGGAGCUUGGACACAGCUAGAAGUAUGGAACAGAAACAGUCUAGUUCCUUCUUGGACAGCCAGUUCAAAGACGAUUACGUGAUGUUGAAAGUCCCCGACGCGGCGAACAAUUUGGAGUACGAAUGCGGCAGCAAAAAAUGUCCCGACUGCGGAACCGGUGAAAAAACGGCUCCCUGUAAAAUCAAAGCCCCCAAAAAGAAAAAGGGCAAAAGGGAGAUCGAUGAGAAGUGCAGGAAGCCUGUUAAAAGGGCUCCGUGCAAAAAGGACAGCCCCUGCGACCAGGAUUGGGGAGGUAGUCGCUUGUCUGGUCCCGCUAACCCUGAACAAACUCUUCUGGAAGGAACUACGGUGAAAGAGUACGAACUAGGCGGAUGUAGGAACUGUAAUAAGGGUAUUAGACAGUAUCCAUCGAAGAAACCGAAAAGGAACGAUCCCAAAAGGGACCGUUCAAGAGUUAAUAAGCCUGGAAAGAGCAAGAAGAACGCAGGUAGGAGACCGGAUUUUCAGUCGCUGUCGUCAGUAACCGCCACAAACUAUUUUUCCGGUGACAUACUUAACCAAAGAAAUUUCGUAGAGAGUGGGAAGAAUACGAACAGCGACCACCAAUUUCUGAAUAUCUGUCAAACAGAAAAAGUCGAAAGUGAUGAGAAAAAAUCGUUGCCCAAGUUCUUCGUGCAUCCCAAAGACGAUCUCAAUGAAACGAUAGGUAACGCCUUUGAACUGCCUCCAAAGGUGGAAAUCAGCGAAAAAUCGAAGGAGAUGCUGGCCAAAGCGAUUAGGAAGAUGAUCCAACCGGUUAUUGAGACGGAGUUCAUGAAGUAUGACGAGGUUAAAGCAGCUGUUGAAAGAAUGGAACAAAACUUAGAGAGCUGUAUAAGAACUCUAUCUAGAGCCUUACAAACCACGGCAGUUUCACCUCUAGCUUUGACAAAUCAUGAAAGUGAAAAACAGAAGGCAAUGAAAUUGAAAUAUCCCCGGAGGGAGAAUUCCGAACCUCAAAUUAUUGAGAGAAGUUUAUACCCCGAAAUAAAAGACCCUUUCAAAAGUAAAUGGGAACACCGCGAUCCCAGAAACAUAAGUUCCAUAGACAUCCCUUCGACAGAAAAAAGAAUUAGUUACGAUGAACCCGAAAACGACAAUUUUACAGAUCACGCAUUCAGUGAAUUUUUAGCCAGCCAAAAACCAUUUCGAGAAAUCAGAAAAGUUAAGAGCGAAACCCAGUCAAAUUUUCGAAACCUAGAUAGCCAAUCGAAAAUUAGUGAACUGAUAAAAACCUCACAAAUUCUAUGUAGCGGCAAGGAUCCCUGUAAGAAAGAGGAUCCUUGUAAGAAAAAAGAGGAUCCUUGUAAGCAAAAAGAGGAUCCUUGUAAGAAAAAAGAAGAUCCUUGUAAGAAAAAAGAGAAUGAUCCCUACAAUUGUGUCAAGGAGAAAAAAUCAAACAAUAUGGCGGAAGAUCCUUGUAAGAAGAAAGAGGAUCCUUGUAAGAAAAAGGAGGAUCCCUGUAAGAAGUCUUGCUUUACGCCCAUAGAGACUUGUAAAGUCGAUCCCUGCAAUAGUCCCUGUAAGAAGGAAGAGCCUCCUUGUAAGCCUGCCAUGGAAAGUGUCAAAUACCCGUCAAACCAAUCAGCGGAUUCGUAUGGAAAUAUGACGAGGUUUGAAGUUACUUGUGAGAAAAGUAAAAAAAUGGCGGAACGAGAGUGUUGCCAGCCCCCUGUGACGUGUGACGAGAGUAGUAGUUUUAAGGGUGCCGAACUUAAAUGCGGAAAAAGUGCCACCAUGCCCAAAAUUAGGCAACCUCCGAUGGCUCGUAGCUGCGAGGCAACGGAUGCUUGUAAAUCCCUACCUAUGCCAGAGAAUUGCCCUUUAAAACCGGACUGCAAUCAAGGAUGCCCUGAAGGUAAACCGGCCAGUUGUUACCAAACCGCUUGCAAAAUAAAAAAGGAACCCUUUGAAGAUACUAACGCGAGAAAUACAUGUAAAAAUGAAAUUAACGUUGACCACGGAAUGAUAGGAAUGAAACAAUUAAAAAAAUGUGAUUAUACAAAAAACGCUCCAUGCGCAUCAUAUAAUCCGAUAGAAAAGCCAGAAACCUUCAUCCGGAUAACACCAGAAGAAAAUGAAGUCAAACACGAACCUUCUGUAAAGUUACGUGAAUGUCCGCAGCCCACGGAAAAGGAAAAACGAUAUUGCGACGACAACGCUUCCAAAAAAGAAGAAGAGGAAGAAAAAUUAGCGAGGAUCCAGGCCGUCGAGGAGGCGCGCAAGAAAGAGCUGGAGAUGGAGUGUAGUAGAAAGCCGGUCGAGUUUGGACAGUCGUUGAAAAAUAAGUGGAUACCGGUAAAAAUUGAAAAUAAAAAUCUGAGUGACUCGAAGACACUGUCUAAAACUGUUGAUAGUAAACAGAAGGAAAACCAGCUAAAAACUGUUCAAGAAUGUAAUUCAUCGUCUAAAUCAAAAAGCCUGGUCGAAAACUGCUCCAAUAAAAUAUCCGACCUUUGUAUGAUGAUCGUGCGAAAACAUAAAGGCGGAAAAAAGGCUGCGCCCAUCGUUGUUACUCUCUCGAGAAGUCAGCCAAAUUUAGACAGCUUUAGUGGCCAUGCAGCGUCACUGCUGAUGUGUCCUGGCGGAUCUAGUCAUGGAAGUGGAGGUAAUGGUAACAAAAAGGACUGCUCUCCGUUUGGUUUUUUCAAAGGGAGCAAAAAAUCUAAUUCGAAAAAAAAGAGUUCAGAUGGAGAAAAGUUUCUAAAAAUUAAUGAUGACUGUAAGAAAAACAGUGGAAAGGAAAAGAAAUCUAACUCAAACAAUUCAUGCGCGACCGAAAACAAAUCUAAACCGAACGAUUCAUGUAAAACCAAUCAAGUUAAAUCCGAACCCUGCAUACCCUGUAAGCACGAAGAUUACAGUAAAAAACAAGUUCUGAAAAAAACGAAUAAUUGCGCGAAGGAGAAAGACGACCCCUGUAAGAAAAAAGAAGAUCCUUGUAAGAAAUCGGACAAGGCAUCGGAUAAGGAUCCGUACAAUUGUGUCAAGGACACGAAAUCUAAAACUAAGGCGGACGGUGCUGGCAAAGAAAAGGAGGAUCCUUGUAAGAAAAAAGAGGACCCAUGUAAGAACAAAAAUGACGCCUCCAAGAAAAUAGAAGAUCCUUGCAAGAAAAAAGAGGAUCCGUGUAAAAAGAAAGAGGAUUCUUCUAAGCCAAAAGAAGAUCCAUGUAAGAAAAAAGAGGAUCCCUGUAAGAAAAAGGAUGAUCCUUGUAAAAAGAAAGAAGAUUCUUGUAAACCAAAAGAGGACCCUUGCAAGAAAAAGGAGGAUCCUUGUAAGAAAAAAGACGAUCCUUGUCAAAAGAAAGAGGAUUCUUGUAAGCCGAAAGAUGAUCCGUGUAAGAAAAAAGAGGAUCCAUGUAAGAAAAAGGAGGAUCCUUGUAAAAAGAAAGAAGAUUCUUGUAAAACAAAAGAGGAUCCUUGCAAGAAAAAGGAGGAAACUUCUAAGAAAAAAGACGAUCCUUGUAAAAAGAAAGAGGAUUCUGGUAAGCCGAAAGAUGAUCCUUGUAAGAAAAAAGAAGAUCCUUGUAAGAAAAAAGAGGAUCCGUGUAAGAAAAAAGAGGAUUCGUGUAAGAAAGAGGGAAAAAAGGUUGAAGAUCCGUGCAAGAAAAGCUCUAGUAAAAGGGACUGUAGGUCUCCAAUGAACAAACCGAUUAAGAAAAUUAUAUGUACUACCCCUAAAUCGAAGUUCAGGAACAAGUAUCCCUGGAACGACCCCGAACUGGCCAACAAGCAGUCUAAACGACAAUGCGAUAAAGCAAAAGAAGCAAAAGCUGCUCAAGAAAAAAAAUGUGCCCCCAAAGAACAAAAAUCUGAUCCUUGCAUGGAUAAGACUCAGAAAGCGUGUCGCACACAACAGGCAAUAUUAAAGAAGUUCAAUAGUAUGGAUAAUACAAAGCCUGGCUCGAGUUCGAAACCUAAAUCUGUUAGUUGUUCUCCACCAGACAAAAACAAACAAAUGGAGUGUAAAAAAGAAGAUCCGUGUAAGAAGCAGGAAGAUCCAUGUAAGAAAAAAGAGGAUCCUUGUAAGAAAAAGGAAGAUCCUUCUAAGAAAGGGGACGAUCCUUGUAAAAGUAGUUCGAAACCGAAAAAGAAAUGUAGGAGUCCUACAAGCAACUCCGAUUUGCGCUCGAAAAUUCAAUCUCCUUCUGUUCAUUGUAACAUGAUGGAAAAUAAUCAAGGGGCUGUAGGAAGAACAGUGUCAUCUAUUCAAGAUGAGGCAACAGAAGAAAUGAAAAUGCACGCCAAGUUUCCCGGAAUCUUUCGAGGAUCGUCACUGGUCGUCUUGUACAGCAGGUUGUUGGAACACACAAACAUGUCAUUAUCUCAGAUUAUAAACAUGUCAUUGAGGAAGAUCAGUCACAGCAGCGGCAUUCUACAUAGAUCCAAUAAGGUCGGUUUAAAGAGCGAUGAUGAUGCCUGUAAGAAAUCUGCCUUGGAUUUGUUUCCAAAUAGGAAGAAAGUCGACUCUACUCUAGGUAUAAAAGAAUAUUGCAUAAUGAAGAACCGUAAAACGAAACAAGAAAGUGAAAAAACGGAUUAUAAAACACGUAAUGAUAAUAGUUUGGGUUUAAAAUACACUGGUCCAACAUGGGAUAAAAAUUAUCUUGAGAUAGAAGAAGAAUGCAAAAAGCCUGAAGAACCGACCAUCCUUAGAAACAAGGAAAUGAAAAAAUGUGAAGCAAAAACGACGAAAAAAGCUAGUUUAGAAAGUGUGAAAGCCAAAGAUAAAUGUCAAAAGUCCGACCCAUGCCUGGGGAAAGGCUCAACAUUAAACAGCACACCAACAAAGAAAGAGACCACUAAACUUCGCAAGGAAGCAGAGAAGAAACACAGUAUGAACAAAUGUGUAGGGAAAACUGAGAAGAAAACAGAUCCCUGUAAAAAAUCACCAAGCAACGAUAAAACUGAUAAAAAAUGCAAGGAAUCAGUUAAAACUGCCAAGUCCGACCCAUGCUUGAGCAAAAAUUUGCAAUAUGAUAUAGGUAUAAGCAAGAAAGGUGCUGAAGCUUGCGGGACAAUCCUUAGAAACAAGGAUAUGAAAAAAUGUGAAACAAAAACGACGAAAAAAGCUAGUUUAGACAGUGUGACAGCCAAAGAUAAAUGUCAAAAGUCCGACCCAUGCCUGGGGAAAGGCUCAACAUUAAAUAGCACACCAACAAAGAAAGAGGCCACUAAACUUCUCAAGAAAGCAGAGAAGAAACACGACAGUAUGAACAAUUGUGUAGGGAAAACUGAGAAGAAAACAGAUCCCUGUAAAAAAUCACCAAGCAACGAUAAAAAUGAUAAAAAAUGCAAGGAAUCGGUUAAAACUAGCAAGUCCGAUCCAUGCUUGAGAAAAAAUUUGCAAUAUGAGAUGGGUAUAAGCAAGAAAGGUGCUGAAGUUUGCGAGGCAAUCCUUAGAAACAGAGCAAUGAAGAAAUGUGAAAGAACAACGAAAAAAGCAAGUUUAGAAAGUCUGGCAGCUAAAGAUAAAUGUCAAAAGUCUGACCCAUGCCUGGGGAAAGGCUCAAAAUCAAACAGCAACGAUGCUGGCAAAGAUAAAGUUAAAAAAGAUGAUAGAUGUCGAGAAGUUUCUGAUCUUCUGUCCAAAGCACAUGACAAAACUGCUUGUAAAGAAUCAGGAGCAGUAAAAACUACCAAAAUGGAAGGUUCAUGUGAUGAAGGUGUAAGCAAAAAAGAAAGUACGAAGAAAUGUGAAACUAGAACAACAUGUAAAAAGUCUACAACCAGUAUUAGUGACAAAACUAAUAAGAAAUGCGAUAAAAUGAAACCAGGCGACGAUGAAGAGAGAUGUAGAAAAGUUGCUGAACUUUUAUCCAGAGCGCAUGGCAAAACUGAUUGCAAAGAAUCAGAAGCAGUAAAAACUACCAAAAAGAAAGAGGCAUGUGAUGAAGGCAUAAACAAAAAAGAAAGUACAAAGACAUGUGAAACAAGAACAUCAUGUAAAAAGUCGACAACCAGUGUUAGUGACAAAACUAAUAAGAAAUGCGAUGAAAGGAAACCAGGCGACGAUGAAGAGAGAUGUAGAAAAGUUGCUGAACUUUUAUCUAGAGCGCAUGGCAAAACUGAUUGUAAAGAAUCAGAAGCAGUGAAAACUGCCAAAAAGAAAGAGUUAUGUGAUGAAGGCAUAAGCAAAAAAGAAAGUACGAAGAAAUGUGAAACCAGAACAAUAUGUAAAAAGUCCAUAACCAGUGUUACUGACAAAAUGAAUAAGAAAUGCGAUGAAAUGAAACCUGUCGACAAUAAUGACAGAUGUAGAAAAGUUGGUGAAAACGAAAGUACAAAAAAAUGCGACACCAGAACAACAUGUAAAAUGUCCACAACCAGUGUUAGUGACAAAACUAAUAAUAAAUGCGAUGAAAUGAAACCAGUCGACAAUGAAGACAGAUGUAGAAAAGUUGCUGAACGUUUAUCCAGAGCGCAUGCAAAAACUGACUGUGACAAACCAGAAGCAGUAAAAACUACCAAACAGAAAGAUUGUGAUGAAGACAAAAAAGAAAGUACGAAAACAUGCGAAACAAGAACAACAUGUAAAAAGUCCACAACCAGUAUAAGUGACCAAACUAAUAAGAAAUGCGAUGAAAUGAAAACAGUCGACAACAAAGACAGAUGUAGAAAAGUAGCUGAAAAAGAAAGUAUAAAGAAAUGUGAAACCAGAACAACACGAAAAAAGUCUAAAACCAAACUAAUAAGAAAUGACAAAACUAAUAAGAAAUGCGAUGAAAUGAAACCAGUCGACUUUGAAGACAGAUGUAGAAAAGUUACUGAACGUUUAUCCAAAGCGCAUGCAAAAACUGACUGUAACGAACCAGAAGCAGUAAAAUCUAUCAAAAAGAAAGAGUCAUGUGAUGAAGGCAUAAGCAAAAAAGAAAGUACGAAAAAAUGUGAAACUAGAACAACAUGUAAAAAGUCCACAACCAGUGUUAGUGAUAAAACUAAUAAGAAAUGCGAUGAAAUGAAACCAGUCGACAAUGAAGACAGAUGUAAAAAAGUUGCUGAAAAAGAAAGUGCGAAGAAAUGUGAAACAAGAAUAUCAUGUAAAAAGUCCAUAUCCAAUGUUAGUGACAAAACUAAUAAGAAAUGUGAUGAAAUGAAACCAGUCGACAAUGAAGACAAAUGUAGAAAAGUUGCUGAACGUUUAUCCAGAGCGCAUGCAAAAACUGACUGUGUCAAACCAGAAGCAGUAAAAACUACCAACCAGAAAGAUUGUGAUGAAGGCAAAAAAGAAAGUACGAAAACAUGCGAAACAAGAACAACAUGUAAAAAGUCUAAAACCAAACUAAUAAGAAAUGACAAAACUAAUAAGAAAUGCGAUGAAAUGAAACCAGUCGACAAUGAAGACAGAUGUAGAAAAAUUGCUGAAAAAGAAAGUACGAAGAAAUGUGAAACCAGAACAACAUGUAAAAUGUCCAUAACCAGUGUUAGUGACAAAACUAAUAAGAAAUGCAAUGAAAUGAAACCAGUCGACAAUGAAGACAUAUGUAGAAAAGUUGCUGAAAGUUUAUCCAGAGCGCAUGCAAAACCUGACUGUGCCGAACCAGAAGCAGUGAAAACUACCCAACAGAAAGACUGUGAUAAAGGCAAAAAAGAAGGUACAAAAACAUGCGAAACAAGAACAACAUGUAAAAAGCCGCCGACCACUGUUAGUAGCAAAACUAAUAAUAAAUGCAAUGAAAUGAAACCAAUAGAGGAUGAACGUCAAGAUCCUAACCCAUGCUCAAUGAUUGCAAAAUAUGGCGAAGACAUAGGCAAACAGGCUGCUGAAAUUUGCAAGCAAAGACUAGAAAGUAUGAAGAAAUGUGAAACAAAAAAAGCAAGCAAGGCAAAAUCGGAAGAUCCAUGUAAAAAAACGACAUCUAAUGUUGAGGUUCAAACUGCGGACAAAUGCAAGCAAAAGGAAUUAAAAGACAAAGCUAAUAAGUCUGACACAUGCUUAAAGAAACGUCCCCAAUAUGACAUAGGUAUCAGCAAAAAGGGUGCUGAGCUAUGUGAAGCAAUACGUGGAAAUCUAGAAAAGAAGAAAUGCGAAAAAAAACCUGCAAAGAAAGUUAAAUCACAGAGUUCAUGUAAUAAAUCGAUGGAAAAAACUGUUAAAAAAUGCAGCCAAACGGAAUCAGUCAAAGAUAAAUGCGACAAACCUGACCCUUGCUCCAAAAAAAAACUUGAAGCUAAUAAAAGCAUGAGCAAAGAAUCGCCUGAGCUCUGCAAGUCGAUUUCUAAAAAGCAGGAAAUGAAGAAAUGUGAAGCUAAAUCUACACAAAAUGCAAACAUAGCUAGUGGUUUGUCAAAGAAAAAGUCAAUUUGCAAAUCUUCUAAAAGAAUCUACUACAAAACAAAAGGAUAUAAAAAAGAUUCUCGUAAGAAAGAAAUGAAGAAAUGCAAGGAUAUAUCUAAGAAAAAAGGUAAGGUUGAAUGUAAUAAAACAAAGGCUAACAAAAAAGACAAGUGUGCAGAGAAAAAAAAGGAUACUGAAAUAAAUUGCGCAAAAGAAGGUGAUGGUAAAGUUAAUAAAGAAGAUAAGUGUAAAGAAGUUGCAGAACUUUUAGCCAAAGCUCAUGGAAAAAAUGACUGCAAAGAAUCAGACGGGAAAACUACCAAAAAUAAAGCAGAUCAUGUUGAGGGAAAUAAAUUUGAAAUUUUCAUUAAGAUUAAUAAGAAAGAUGAUAAAUUGGAGUUAAAAGGAUCCAACGUUUCAUGUAAGAAUAAAGAUAAUAAAAAAGAACAGAAACUAGAAUGUAAUAAUAAAAUUAAAGAGAAGGAUAGUUGUAAAAGUGUGGCUGAAACUCAACACAAAAGUUGUAAAAAAUCAAGUAAAAUUGUCGAAAAAAAUAAAAAAUCUGUAUUAAAAGCAGGUAACAUUUUAUUUAAAAAUAAAAAUAUCAAAGAUCAAAAGCCGGAAUGCAAUAAUAAAGUUAAAGAAAAGGAUAGUUGUAAAAGUGUAGCUGAUAGUAACAAAAGUUCUAGAAAGAUUGUCGAAAAAGAUGAUAAAUGUGUUUUAAAAGCAUGUAACGAUUUAUGUAAGAAUAAAAAUAAGAAAGAUCAAAAACCAGAAUACAAUAAUAACGUAAAAGAAAAGAACAGUUGUAAAAGUGUAGCUGAAAGUUCUAGAAAGAUUGUCGAAAAAGAUGAUAAAUGUGUUUUAAAAGCAUGUAACGAUUUAUGUAAGAAUAAAAAUAAGAAAGGUCUAAAACCAGAAUGCAAUAAUAAAAUAAAAGAAAAGGAUAGUUGUAAAAGUGUAGCUAAAACUAGCAAAAGUUGUGAAAAUUCCAGUAAGAUUGUUGAAAAAGAUGAUACAUGUGUGUUAAAAUCAUGCGCCGAUGCGUGUAAGAACAAAGAUAGAGCACAGAAAGUGAAAUCCAGUAGUAGCGUUAAAGAAAAUAAUUGUGUAGAUUCUGGUAAGAUUAUUAAGAAGUCAAAAUCAUGUGAUAUUGUAACUAAGAACAAAACUAAUAUAGACCUAAAGCCAAAAUGCGAAAACAAAAUUAAACAAAAUGAUAGUUGUAAAAAACUAGCUGAAACUCCAGCAAAAUCACCUCAAAAAGCUCUCUGCAAAGAAACGUCAGUGAAAGAGAAAUCAAUUGACGAUUCAUGUAAGAAUAAAGAUAAUAAAGAACAUGAUAGUAAAGUUCAAGACCCAGAGAGAUGUAAAAAAUUCGCCGAACUUCUAGCUAAAGCACAUUCAAAAACCGAUGCAUUAGAAAAAAAGAAUGACUGUAACGAAUCAUCAGUGAAAACUGCCAAAAAAGAACCAGUAAAAUGUGAUAUUGCAACUGAAAGCACAACAAAUAUAGAUCUAAAGCCAAAAUGCGAAAAGAAAAUUAAAGAAAAUGAUAGUUGUAAAAAACUAGCUGAAACUCCAACAAAAUCACCUCAAAAAACUCACUGCAACGAAACGACAGUGAAAGAGAAAUCAAUUGACGAUUCAUGUAAGAAUAAAGAUAAUAAAGAACAUGAUAGUAAAGUUCAAGACCCAGAGAGAUGUAAAAAAUUCGCCGAACUUAUAGCUAAAGCACAUUCAAAAACCGAUGCAUUAGAAAAAAAGAAUGACUGUAACGAAUCAUCAGUGAAAACUGCCAAAAAAGAACCAGAAAAAUGUGAUAAAUUAAUCAAAGUAGAAAAAGUACAGUGCAAAAGUGAAGUUAAAGAAAAGAGUAGUAGUGAAAAAGUAGCUGAAAAUCUUUCAAAAUCAGCCGAAAAGGAUGAGUGCAAGCAAUCUUCAGAAAAAACUACCGAAAAGGAACCAGAAAGUGUAGUAGAAAAUAAAUGUGAAAGUAAAAAAGGCGAAGAAUCAAUCAAAGAAGAAAAGAUAGAGUGCAAACCUAAAGUUAUAGUACAGAAUAGUUGUGAAAAACUAACUGAAGUUCUAUCAAAAACGAUCUCAAAGGAUCCCUGUGUUGAAUCUGAGGUGGAAACUUCUAAAAAUGCAGUAGUAAAGGUUUGUGAACAAAUAAUAAAGCAACCUAAGACAGAACAAAAACCAGAAUGCAUUAAAGAAGUGAAAAAAGAAGAAGAUCCUUGUCAAACAAUUGCUGAAAUCCUGUCAAGAUGUGCCUUAAAAAGCCAAUGUGUUGAAUCGAUAUCUAAAUCUACAAAAAAGGAACAAAACGAAGUACCGGAAAAGAAAUGUGGCAGCUCUAAAAAGAUUAUUAAGGAGGAGAUAAAAAAGGAGUCUAGAGUAACUGAAAAUAAAAUAGAAAGUCACCCAAAAAUUUCUAAAACUGAAACAAUCUGUGCUAAGCCUGGUGAUGGUGGACAGAAGCCAGCUGAGCAAUCCUGUGGAGAUGUUAAAACAGAUAAAAAAGAAUUAUGUCCAAAGUUUCCGUUUCAACGUAAGAUGCCUGAAGAGUCAAAUGAUUGCAUUGAUGAUUGCUGUGCGGAGCCGAAAAAAGCUCUGCCAGACCAAAGUAUUCAGAAGGGUUUGAAGAGUCUAACGAGUAUGCUUCCAGAAGAUUGCGAAGAGGAGGUUAGAGAUAUGGGUUUGCUAAAGCAAUGCAUGAAAAUGACAAGAAAUACAAAACAACCUUUUGUUGAACCUAUAUCUGAUGAAGACGCAGAGAAGGCGUUAUGCAGUGGAGAUGAGACUGUUGUGUGUAAAGUCAAAAAAAUAGGAACUGGAGAAAAAUUGGUUUGUGGUAUAGACCUAUCUUCUGACGAAUCGGGUGAUAAAAAUGAUGAUUGCACAGAUGACGCGGAUGUGGAGAGAAUAUUGAAAUGCUCGAUAGUUAGGGACUGCAAUAACAAAGAAAAAUUUAUAUGCACAGAAGUUAUCCCAGAGGGAAAAAGGAAGACAGAGGAGGUCUUAGAUAGUUGUCGCCCGGAGUCUACAAAGAACAGGAAAAUAAAAGUUACAUCAAAAAAGCUGAUCUGUCGCAAAACUCCUUCUUGUGAGGAUGGGGAAGAACCCGGAGUGGUCUGCAAACUAUUGACAGUCGAAGAAAUCAAACUACCGAAUAAACAAAACCCAGUCAAACAGAACAAACCAACAAUGAAUAAUAGCUCAAAAAAUAUUAAAAGUCUAAAGAGCUAUAAAGACCUAUUGAGGAGAUGUCGAAGUAAAUCCAGUGACCGUUCGAAAAAUGAAGGGAAAAAACGGCAACCCUGUAUAAGGAAGGGCGACGAACAGAAGAACGAGACUAAACAUAAAGAAGAAAGUGAAGAUAAAGAGUGUUAGGUACAAUGCAAGAAGGGGGUAAGGUUAAACAUACAUGUUCAAAAUUAAAAGUGUACAAACUGUAGAAAAACAGUAAAAGUAAAUAAAAUACAUAAAAUGUGUAAUAUAUU